GAAUCAGCCAUGAGUAAAACAUAUAGCAGAUGACCAUGCGAAGUGGACACCCGGAACGGUUGAUUUUAUCAAAUAAUAAUAGCUUAGCAGCAGUAGCUCUUAGUGUUUAAGUGUCAAAAUAAGACACUGCUGAAGUAUUUAACGUUACUCACUGUAUGUACAUUCAACUUAAGUAGAAUCUGCAAGGAUGGAUCUUUGACGGGGAUUAAAGUUUAUGUUUGCCUUCAAACUCCUACUCAUAAACUGCAACUCUUCCGGAUUACUGCUAUAGUCUUCUGAAAAGUCUGUCCUGGUCUCCUCGUGAGAGGCUGUCAUCAUGGCAUCGGCCAAGCUUAAGUACCUCUCUCUUGGGGUCCUGGUGUUCCAGACCACGUCCCUGGUGCUGACCAUGCGUUACUCGCGCACCUUACAGGGCGACGGGCCGCGUUACCUCGCCUCCUCUGCCGUGGUGGUGGCAGAGUUCCUCAAGAUCCUCACCUGUGUGGGGCUCGUCUUCAAAGAUCACAGUUACAGCGGCCGAGCACUGAGCAGUAUUCUGAGACAGGAGAUUCUACACAAACCUAUAGAGACGCUGAAGCUGGCGAUUCCUUCUGGAAUCUACACGCUACAGAAUAACCUGCUCUACGUAGCGCUGUCCAACCUUGAUGCAGCUACCUACCAGGUGACAUACCAGUUGAAGAUCCUGACCACAGCCCUGUUUUCUGUGUUUAUGCUGGGCCGCAGGCUCGGGGUGUACCAGUGGUUGUCUCUGCUAAUUCUUAUGGCUGGGGUUGCACUUGUACAGUGGCCAGCGGACUCCACGUCAGACCCUCAGAAAGAGCAGCCGACUGCAGGCUCACAGUUUGUGGGGCUGAUGGCCGUGUUGGUGGCCUGUUUCUCCAGUGGGUUUGCUGGCGUCUACUUUGAGAAGAUCCUUAAAGAGACCAAGCAGAGUGUUUGGGUCCGAAACAUCCAGCUUGGCAUGUUUGGCCUGGUUUUUGGGAUCUUCGGGAUGUUGGCAUACGAUGGAGACAGAGUCCAAGAACACGGAAUGUUCCAGGGCUACAACACGCUGACCUGGAUUGUGGUUGCUCUUCAGGCUCUUGGAGGACUCGUAAUAGCUGCUGUCAUCAAGUAUGCUGACAACAUACUAAAAGGGUUCGCUACAUCACUCUCAAUAAUCCUCUCCACAUUCAUUUCAUAUUUCUGGCUUGAGGACUUUGAGCCUACUAGCGUGUUCUUCCUGGGCACAGUAUUUGUCAUGAUGGCGACGUUUCUCUAUGGUUAUGAGAACAAGCCGGCGACCAACCCAAGCAGAGCAUGAUAAAUGGAUGGAUGAUGUGAAAGUGGAGUGGAACAAAGGGAUGAAACGAGUGGAAGGACGGAGAAGAGGAGAGGAGGCGUAGAGAGCGGACAAGGAUUGAUUCAAGGUUGGAUAACAAGCUGGGCCACUGCUGUGCAGUGCUGAGCUGAAGCACACUGGGUGUAAUGCUUUGGGCCUGUGGUUUCAGUGAAACUCGUUUAGCUUGAAAACAUUCAUCAUCGCUAAUCUCAUUAAUGGGUGAUGGAUAAAAACACUUCAUAACGUGCCAUCUUCAACUGAUUCUGGAUGAGCUGAGACCUUUUUUUGGAUCAUGACUUGAGCACAGAACUCGUUUGGCUCUUCUCAAUCAUUAAUAUCUGUCCAUCUUUGAGGGGCAAUGGCUGCUUUUGGAUCGCUAAUUCGCCACAAAUGAAACUUGAAUCUCGCAUUAACUCGCCAAUGGAUAUUAGGCUACUAAUGGGGUCGUUGCAUCACUGUAUUUUUGUGUCAUUAUUCAAACUGCUUACGUCCUACAAAAAUAUAUUUUAUGUUAUUUUAAUAGACUGGGAUGCUGGGUUAGAUUCUGUGCCAUAGAAAUUGAGAGAAUGGCAUACAUUUUGUGAAUACGAUGGAAACGUUUUGAUAUUAUUAUAAUGAAAUGAUAAUAACAAGACUUAUGACAA
Molecule: messenger RNA, 1965 nt
Organism: Rhinichthys klamathensis goyatoka
Lineage: Eukaryota; Metazoa; Chordata; Actinopteri; Cypriniformes; Leuciscidae
Gene: slc35a3a
Product: solute carrier family 35 member A3a
Exons: 8
Coding region: 317-1303 (328 amino acids)
Biological process (GO): pyrimidine nucleotide-sugar transmembrane transport
Cellular component (GO): Golgi membrane
Molecular function (GO): UDP-galactose transmembrane transporter activity
Source: RefSeq, a predicted model, not a curated record